UCUCUGCAGCAACUUUCACUUUUGAUUUCGUCCCCACGUGACUUCGAGGAACUUGAGUAGGUUACAAAAGGUAAUCAAUUCGUCGUGAUAUUUGACUGUUGGAAACAGUAUCAGUCCGUAUUUUCUCAGGCCGAUUCGACUUUUACGCAGAUAAUGAGUGACUCUGACGCCGUCAAGCCGCUUGUGAAUGGAAAGAUGGAUAACCUCGAUGAUGAAGAACAGAAACUGUCUGUAGCCAAGGAAGAGCUGAAUACAUUGACGAAACAACUUGAGAAGGCAGAGGACGAAAAAUCUAGGCUGCAGUUGGCAAAACUGAGAGCAGAAGAUUCAAAGAAAGAGGCUUCAAAAAAUGUGAUGGUCCUUCAACGACAGGGGGAGCAACGUCAGGAGGAGUUCUCUAAAACUGUGAAAGGGAUACAGAAUGAUAUCUCAAUGCUCGAGAAGGGUAACAAAGAUCUGAUGGAGAAACUGAAGAAAAGCCAGGCUAAGCUAAAGGCUAAGAAGAGCGAGUCUGCUACACUUCAGCAGAGGUUUAAGAUCUAUGUCCAGAUCCCUGAAAAGAAGGUGAAGUUCACCUGUGAGGAGGUGGACAGCGAUGACAGCGGUCAACACAUCAAGGGGGUGUUCACCAUUGCCCAGAGACCAUCAGUGCUCCUGAAGGGGGGGCAGGCUCUCAUCACUUUUGAGGAGGAGAAAGUGGCUGCCCAGAUCCUGAAGAUGGCCAAGUGUACUGUGUCCUGUGAUAAAGACAAGGUGCAUGUAAAGCCCAAAAGCCUUAGACUGGACCCCUUUGUCAAGUUUGAGCUACACCUUGAUGUCUCCACAAAGACACUCAGCUUCUCCAAUGUCCCGUUCACCCUGUCAGAGGAACGAAUGAGAGACCGUCUGGAGAUCAGCUUCUCCAAGCCCAGUCGAGGGGGAGGAGAGGUGCAGAGGGUGGACUAUGACAAGCACACUUGGAAAGGACAAAUCACCUUCCUCAACUCUGGAGUUGCAGAGAGGCUGGCCCUGAAAAGGAAGUACAUCGUGGAUAUGGACCGUGAGGUGAAUGUGAAAGUUGACCUUGUUUACAACUACAAGCUGAAGAAGUUUCAGACGUUCUGCGGCACUCCGACGCGCACCAUCCUCCUGUGCGGGAUUACAGACUUCCAGGAUGAGGAGGACCUGCAGGAUCACCUGGAGAUUCACUUCCAGAAGCCCAGUAACUAUGGAGGGGAGGUGGAGUGCAUCAAGUAUGUCUCCGGGGGCAACGAGGUCAAGGCCUUCUUCACUGAGGACAUGGCUGAGAUGGAGGCUUAACAUUAACAAACGGCCAUCCUCUUACGAUACAUCUAUGCUCAUGUUUCUCAGUACUUAGUUGGUACCACAUGAAUGAACCUUAGUGAUGAUGUAUUCAUCCGCAUUUACCAUAAUCUAUACCCCACUGACAUGCAGCACUACUGCCCUACUGAUCUGUAAGUCUUGGGAAAUUAGUCAUGUCAACUUUGUAUACUGACAAAGUUUAACAAGGCCUUAAAACGUGCAUGAUAAUGCCUUGUGCAGUGCCUUAAGUUUAGAAUAAUAUUGAUUAGAAGGAUCUUUAUAGUUAUAUAGUCAAACUCUAUUAGAAGGGGACAAAUGAAAAUGCACAGUAGUUGUUUUCAUCUAGAGAUACUAUGUCUAUUUCUCUGUGUCGGGCAUCUUUGUGAUAUGAUUAAAGGUGUUUUUUGCUCAAACUUCAAAUCAUGGGUUUUUAAAUCGGUCAUCAUGACAUGAAUUUACUGUAUGGAUAAUCCUAUUGAUCGUGGUAUAUGAGUAACCCACCUACUUAAUUUCACCCCAUAAAAUGCAUUUAAUGCAUAUCACAUUGUAUUGUUUUAUUGAACUCCUGUAUGCUUUCUGACUACAGUGCUUAAAUAUAGGCCUGAAUACACACUAUUAAAAUAUUUAGAUGCACUAUUGUAAA
Messenger RNA from Oncorhynchus gorbuscha (pink salmon), 1945 nucleotides. RefSeq names its product N-myc (and STAT) interactor (gene nmi). Gene Ontology annotation, cellular component: cytoplasm. The coding region runs from base 154 to 1299 and encodes 381 amino acids. The transcript is spliced from 10 exons. The record is from RefSeq and is a predicted model, not a curated record. NCBI's taxonomy places the organism in Eukaryota, Metazoa, Chordata, Actinopteri, Salmoniformes, Salmonidae.